AUGGUGCUCGAGUUCAUCCGCGACAACGCCGUCGAGGGGACCGAGAAUUUGGCGAAGCGCGAGCGUGUUGUGCUGUGCACUGACGACGCCCAGGACUUUCAGAUCUGGCAGCAGUUCGUAGAAUCCUACAGGUGCGCGGCGGACCGCCUCGACCGACUCGAAGGUGAGCGCGUGGUGGGGAGGUCGCGCAAGAAGAAACGGAGAGACAGCGUUGUGGACCGUCACGACGAGACAACAAGUGAAGACUUAGGNGCGCAAGAAGAAACGGAGAGACAGCGUUGUGGACCGUCACGACGAGACAACAAGUGA
Trypanosoma grayi is the source of this 309-nucleotide messenger RNA. RefSeq lists its product as hypothetical. The transcript has a single exon. Bases 1 to 309 code for a protein of 102 amino acids. The record is from RefSeq and is a predicted model, not a curated record. Lineage: Eukaryota; Euglenozoa; Kinetoplastea; Trypanosomatida; Trypanosomatidae.